UCGACCAAUAUUAUUAGUCAGUGACAGUGGCGUAUGGCUCACGUACUUGUUUGAAAUAGAGUUUCCCAAACUCAGCAGCCAGUGCCUUUCGCCAGCUCUCCCCGAAUCCUGGAGGGGUUUGGCCGGAAGCGAGCUUCUCUAGUGCCGCCUUCUUGUUACGGGCGAUCCUGUCAAGCUGUUCCUGAGAAAGAGAAGCCGAUAUGGAGCUGGAGGGCUCCGGUUCAGGCUCCGGCUCCACCGCUGAAGACUUGCGCUUCCGCUGCAUUUUUGGAUGGAAAUGAACAAAGCAAACAGGAGAUAGAAAUCUAAAAAUAACUUCAAUGGAUACAUUUGUGCAAAAACGCCCAUGGACUGAUGACAACGAAAUAACAAGUCCUUUGAAGCAGCUUAAAUCAGAAGGCAAUCAAGAGGAGCAACUGCUGGUGGGUGAUGAAUUCGCUGAUCCGAUUCCUUGGCAAAAAAUAGAGUCAGAAAAUCUGGACUGUGACUACGCCAUGCUUUUUACUAAGGAAGAAGCUGAUGACCUGUUUCAAAAGCUGGAAGAGGAGGUGGUCUACUCAACAGGUGAAGAAGCAAUGGUCCAGGUGUUUGGAAAGGUCUACAACAUUCCAAGGAAACAGGCAACAUAUGGCGAUUCAGGAUUGACUUACACAUAUUCCGGAGUGACACGUUUAGCCUGCCCAUGGACUCCCACCCUGGAAUAUAUUCGAGAUUCUGUCACCAAAAUAACAGGACACACAUUCAAUUUUGUCCUCAUCAACAGGUACAAAGAUGGGACCGAUCACAUGGGGGAGCAUCGUGAUGAUGAGAAGGAACUCGACCCUUCUUCGCCCAUAGCCUCGAUCUCACUUGGCGCCGCCCGGGAUUUCAUUUUCCGCCACAGGGACGCCCGGGGAAAACGGAGAGGUCGACGCAUCGAGCCUGUUAAGGUCGUCCUGGCUCACGGAAGCCUACUUCUCAUGAACUCGCCCACCAACACUUUCUGGUAUCACAGCCUUCCUGUUCGGAAGAAAAUCCUCCUGCCUCGCAUUAACCUCACAUUUCGACGGAUCUUGCCUGCCUGUAAGGAUUCCAAGUUAUUAUAGUGAACAUUCCCUGACAGCGAUGGAAGUACACUAACCUUCGCCUUGGAGGGUUGGUAGUGAUAACAAUGUCGUCUACGUGUACAUAAAAUCAUAAUCUGCAGCCUUCUUGCUAGCUGAAAACAUAUGUAUCAUCAAAGCUUGCAAAUAAAACUAUAAGAUUCACUUUAUUCUUUUUUACAGGAGAAAAUUAACCUUUUGAGAUUACACACAAACAUCUCAAAUGAAUAUACAGUAGUGCAAAUUGCAAACAUUAACAACAGGCCUCUGCUCUACAUCUCUCAGCUGGUUUGGAAAUAGGUAAAUGGCAGUGACUGGUAAUGCCAGGUCAAAAUUAUUGAGGAUAACGUGGCGAGAAGCCACUGCAUGAAUGUUACAUCUCGCGACAAAAAAAAUAAUAAUCUGGGCACCGAAAUAUUCUUCCAAUUUCAACAUCAGAUUAAAACGCGUGAUCGUCCAACAUAUGGCUUCAUAUGCAAUAAGAACAGAGACAACAGGGCACUUUAACUUCCAAAGUACAGCAACAGUAUGCAAAUAUCCAUUAGACGCAAUUAACUGUGGGUGCGUCAUUUCCAAAAGAUGUCGACAUACUAAUCAAAUUCAGACCACUGUUCUUAGCAUUAAAAUAAAAUCAACUUGCUGUCCAACAGAGGUUUUACGAGUAAAUGCAUCCCACACAAACCUAUUUAGAUCUUAACCAGGAAUGUACAGUAUCACAUUUGCUUUCCUGUGCAAGCCAGAUACAUUCGAGUAAAACGUGUCCAUAUCCUUUGCAAUUGGGGUUUCCGCUUUAGUUAAAAGCAGAAGCAUCACAUUCCCUCGUUCAUUUAACCCACGCAAAUAAAAAAUACCAACAGUUACAUAACACUGUGUUCAUGGGCACAUCCAAUUUUUACUUUUUAACUUGAAAGGCAGCAUAAUUAAUGCAUCCUCUUAUUCCUGCAAAGGCAUAAUGGAGCUCGGCUUCUUAACUCUCUCAUAGAAAAGCAUGUAAGCGUUGGAGGACAAAACCUCGUGCAGGUUGGCUUUGCGGACCGAGUCGUCGGACACCCAGAGCCACGGAGAGGUGGACGGUGUGGAAGUGCAAGGCGGGCAGGGGCUCCGGCGAUACGUUACAAAAUGUCCUGAAUGCAUGUCUCCAUGAUGAACCAGCACAGCGGUCAAUUGGAAAAGGUACUCUGUGGAGCUGGCAGGAAGACGAAAAAGAUGGUGUUUACACUUGCUAAUAAAUGGGACAUGAGUAUGUUUGGUCAAUAUUCCUCUUCUGGGUGCAUCUGCAGAAGCAGACUUUUAGCUGUGAGCCAAUUACUUGGGUCUCCCUCUUCAGUUCCAACUCCGAAAAAAACACUCAGCUUACCUGUCGAGUACGGAGCCCCUAAAAGGACAUUGACAGAAAUAAAAUAAAUUUAAACCAACUGGCGCGCACCAGAAA
Molecule: messenger RNA, 2514 nt
Organism: Corythoichthys intestinalis (scribbled pipefish)
Lineage: Eukaryota; Metazoa; Chordata; Actinopteri; Syngnathiformes; Syngnathidae
Gene: alkbh2
Product: alkB homolog 2, alpha-ketoglutarate dependent dioxygenase
Exons: 4
Coding region: 321-1085 (254 amino acids)
Biological process (GO): DNA repair; DNA alkylation repair
Molecular function (GO): cytosine C-5 DNA demethylase activity; ferrous iron binding
Source: RefSeq, a predicted model, not a curated record